UUCUCUCCCGUUCUUUCCUCUCUCUCUCAUGAUAAACUCAAUGAGGUUGUCUAUUUUUAACCUCCUGUUCUUUCCUUUUGGCAGAGUAAUCAGUACGAGCGGAGCUCUUUCCCUGAAUGAAUCCAAGUAACCCCAGUGGUUGCCUUCUGAAAUGAGAAGCAGCCACACAUCUGCACAGAGGCUGUCCGACGUGUAAACUCUGGUUGUAACGCACCAUGUCCAGCCAAGAGAGUCCUGCUGUGGAGUUUUCUACAACGACAGUUAGUUCAGUAGCUGUGCAGGCUGGGGACUCCAAAAUCGUUAUAGCUGUCAUAAAGUGUGGCAAAUGGGUACAGCUUCAGUUGGCUGAAUCACAGCCCAAUCUUCUAGAAAUUGGAAGCAAUCAAGAUGAAACCAAAAAACUUCUUCAUGAUCAUGAACUUCUUUUGGCCAAACUCAAGGCUUUGGAAGAUCGAGUAUGGGAACUCCUGCAAGAAGCAGACAAGACUGCUGAAGAGAACAAAGAUCAGAGUCAGGUCUAUGAUGCCAUGGCCAAAACGCUGGGCGAAGCGUGGGCAUCCCUGGUCUCCAUGCUUGAGAGAAGGAGGGAACUUCUCAGACUGACCUCUGAAUUUUUUGAAAAUGCCUUGGAGUUUGCCAUUAAAAUAGACCAAGCAGAAGAUUUCCUCCAGAACACUCAGGAGUUUGAGAGUGCCGAGUCCUUGAAAUCACUCCUUCAACUUCAUGAACUUCAUACCAAAGAACUCUUAGAACGAUCUCUAGCCCUUUUAAACAAAAGUCAAGAACUCACUGACUUCAUAGAAAAAAUCAAGAGUGAUGGACCUAAUGUAAAUGCUGAGAUGAUUCAGGGAGCUCAAAACAGCUGCCUGAAGAUCGACAGUCUCCUUGAACUUCUCCAAGACAGGAGGCGGCAACUAGACAAGUACCUGAAACAGCAGCAGCAGGAACUGAGUCAGGUUCUGCAGAUGUGUCAGUGGGACCAGCAGGAAAGUCAGGUCACAUGUUGGUUUCAGAAAACUAUAAGAGAUUUAGAGGAACAAGGUCUAGGUACAUCUCUUUCAGACAAUGAGGAGCUUAUUCAUAAGCAUGAGGAGCUGAUAAUAAAAGCAAAGGAAUGGAAUGCUGUGGUCGAGACGCUGAAGAGUGAGGCGCUGGGGCUUCUCCUCUCCAAGGAGCAUGUGCAGAGCGAACACCUACAGCUCUCUAACCAGAAACUGAAUCAGCUUCAAGAGGAGUUUAGUCAGCUCAUGGAGGAAAGGAAAAGCUGGUUAAAAAAGGCAAAUGAGUUUUUUAACAGCGCAAACAAGGCAUUUGAUGCACUUGGAAGAGUUGAAGCUUACCUUAAGCUCCUUAAAUCAGAGGGUUUAAGUCUGCCUGUCUUGGCGGUGAGGCAUGAGGAAUUACACAGAGAAAUUAAAGACUGCACAGCUGAUGCUUUGCAGAAAGGACAAGCCUUGAUCAGCCAACUAGCUUCCUGCAGCUCUCGGGUGGCCGGUGUCUGUGAGAUUAUGGGCUGCCUCAGAAGACGGGUAGAACAUCUGACUGAACAGUGUUCAGCGCACAAGGAAUUUGCUCUUAAGAGACAGCAAUUAACAGCCUUGGUGGAGGGCCACCUAAGAGAGGUUGAAAUGUCCAUUCAGAAAAUCAGCACAAUACUUUCCAAUGCAAUGGAUGUCGGUUCCAGCCUUUCUGAAUCAGAGAAGAUUUUGAGUAAAUAUCUGGAACUAGAUAAACAAGCUAAGGAGACAUCACAUGAAUUAGAAGCAGCUGCAAAACUCUUGACAGAGAAACAUGAUUUUGAACUUGAUGAACUGGCAUCGCUUUCUUCUAAAGCUAAAUGGCUAGAGGAAGAAUUAAACAUAUUUGGCCAAAGCAUCAACUCCAGGUCACGAGUCCUGCAAACUUACGUGGCAUUUCUAAAGUCAUCGGAGGAGGUAGAGAAGCAAUGUCAGGGCCUAAAGGAGUUUUACCAAACUGAUAUCCUACGAAAGGAGGAGGGCGGUGCUGAAGCCAAGCAUUGGUCUGACUCAGUGGAGAAGCAGUGGCAGCUAUUUUUAAAGAGGAGUUUUUUAACGCAUGACCUUGGGCUCGAGUUCCUUAAUUUAAUAAAUAUGGCAAAAGAAAAUGAAAUAUUAAAUGUGAAAAAUGAAGUACACAUCAUGGAGAACACUAUGGAAAGCCAGAAGGCGGAAAGGGAAGAACUCAGCCACCUUCGGACAGCCUGGCAACUUAAAGCCGCUGCAAGCAAGCCCGUGAAACAGCAGUGGGCAGCAUUCAAAGAGCAGCUUAGAAAGACCAUGCACAACUUAAAACUUCUUCAGGAAGCACUUAUGCCUGUGUCUGCACUUGACCUUGGAGGGAGUCUCCAGACCAUUUUAGGUCUACGGAAAAAAUGGAAUGAAAUGAAGCCUCAGUUCCAGCAACUGAAUGAUGAGGUUCAGUAUAUUAUAAGAGAGUCAGAAGAGUUAAAUGGCAAAGGAGCACCUGUGAAAGAAAAGUCUCAACAGCUGAAGGACCUUAUCCACUUCCAUCAAAGCCUGAAACAGAGAAUCCGAGAUUACGAGGACAUCCUAUAUAAGAUUAUCCAGUUCCACCAAGUCAGAGAAGAGCUGGGAAGACUCUUCAAAUCAAGAGAACUGGAGUUUCCAGAACAUGCAGAGGAAAUGAACGAUGCUCACGAUGCCCAGGUCCUCCUGAGACGCUCUCGGGCAAAGCAGGCGCAUAUAGACCAUCUGCAUGACCUGGCUCUCUCCUUGGGGGUGGAUGUCAUCUCAUCAGUGCAGCAGCCUAACUGCUCUAACGUUUCUGCAAAGAACCUGCAGCAACAGCUGGACAUGCUUGAAGGGGACUGUCUGACCUGGCGAGCCCAGACUGAGGACCAUGAGCGGGCCCUGACCCGCAGCCUGGAGUUCUGCAUUACAAGGGAUGAGAUAGGCGAGCUCAAAGAAUCAUUCAAAGAAAUAAAAAAGAAAUUCAACAAUUUGAAGUUUAAUUACACUAAGAAAAAUGAAAAAGCUCGAAAUCUAAAAGCUCUCAAAUACCAAAUUCAACAAGUGGAUAUAUAUGCUGAAAAACUACAGGCUUUGAAAAGGAAAAUGGAAAAAGUUGAGAAUAAAACUUCUUUCUUAAAUUAUCCAAAUAAUAAAGUGAAUAUCCUUUUGGAAGCCAUGAGGGAUUUGCAGAAGCAUGUGGAUGAAUUUGACAAAGUUGUAACAGAUUACAGGAAGAAUUUGGACCUGACCGAGCAUCUCCAGGAGUUGAUAGAAGAGUGUCACUUUUGGUAUGAAGAUGCAAGUGCCACGGUUGUAAGAGUUGGAAAGUAUUCCACAGAGUGCAAGACCAAGGAAGCAGUGGAGAUCCUCCACCAGCAGUUCAAAAAGUUUAUCACACCCUCAGUGCCUCAGCAAGAAGAAAGGAUCCAGGAGAUCAGUGACCUCGCUCAGCGCUUAUAUGGUUUUGAAGAAGGGCAGAAAUAUGCUGAGAAAAUAGUGGCCAAACACAAAGAAGUUCUUGAAUCUGUCACUGAAUUAUGUAGCUCUCUCACAGAGCUUGAAGAAAAGCUGAAGCAGGGAGAUGUUUUAAAGUUGAAUCUGAAUUUGGAAGACUUCCAUGAUGAUUGCAUUGACCUACUAAAAGAACCAGUGAGAAAUAAGCAGACAAUAUUCAAUGAUGGAAGCAAUAAGGAGCAGGCCCAGCCAGCCCCCAUCUUGGCCGUCAAUGGAGCACGAAAGUGUCAGCUUCCACAGGGCGUGAAGCAGCUGGUCCCCGGCAAAGAGAGUGUCCAAGGCCUGCUUCUGCCCGUGGACAUGCUUUCAGGAGAAGAAUAUGAGUGUGUUUCACCCGACGACAUCUCCCUGCCUCCAGUCCCAGGAAGCCCCGAUUCUCUCCUUGCUCCGUCUGACAUGGAGCUGGAGGCGCGUGUCAGCCCAUUCCCCCGCCAUCACUUAAGCGGCCACCAGAUGCAGACAGGGGCCAGCAGUCCAGGAGAGGCCCCGGUAUCUGGCUUUCCUCCACCUGCUGCUUUUGCUGAUGCUUGCAAUGAUAAGAGAGAAACGUUUUCAAGUCAUUUUGAGAAGCCUUCCCCGCAGGUCCAAGCUGAGCCCCCAUUAACAUCCCAAGGAUUUCUGGAAAAGAGUACUGCCUUCCACAAAAUCAGUGCUCAACUUCCAGACAGCAUGUGCAGUGAAGUGCAUGACAGAGCUUCGCAACAGCACCCCCAGGCUCAGGGGCAUUUGCUAGAAACACCAGAGAAAAUGCAUGCUGAUAAUAACGUCACUAAAACCCGAAAUAGGCUGCAUGCUUCCCAGGAUGCAUUCUCAGGCCUCGGGUUUCAGCCAGGGCCCAGCCAGGCCUGUCAGAGGCAAAUGGUUCCCCGAGAAGAGAUUAUAAGUAUACCAGCUAAGAACAGCAUGGUCAGCCUAGCUGGCCAGGCCCCUAAUUUCUCCAGGCUCCUGUCUAACGUAACUGUCAUGGAAGGUUCUCCAGUGACUUUGGAAGUUGAAGUAACAGGAUUUCCAGAGCCUACACUGACAUGGUACAAGAAGGGCCAGAAAUUGUCUGCAGAUGGGCGCUUGCAGGUUUUACACAAGGAGACGAGACACUUGGUGUUCAUUCCGAAGGUAUGCGAGGCAGAUGCAGGCCUCUAUGUGGCAUGGGCCCAAAACCCUAGCGGCAUUCUCUCUUCCAGUGUCAUCCUCCACGUGACAGGUAACUGCAAGCCGCCCAUCACGAGGAUAAACUGGGUCAUGCUGUGUGUCAUCUAUGUUACUGUGUCCCUGAUGUACUGGCUACUCACACAGUAAGUGCAGGGUUGGCACCCGUGGAUGUCAUUCUCAUGAGCCUAAAGGACAACAAUACAGCUGUUUAUUUUCCUGCAUCUCCCGUUUAGCACCCCCCACCAAGUGUACUUCCAGUCUAGCCAUAUUGCUUUUUUGGCUAAUGCCACAGCUCUGUGAAAUAAUCAAAUUUUCUUUAGUGCUUUAAUGUAUUUGAAGAGCUUGGUAAAUCAUUAGCAGUGAAUCAGGAUACAUCUUUGAAUUCUAGAAAGAGAUGUGUUUAGUGCAAAACCCAGUCAAAUUAUACUAUCUUUAUUCCCUCCUAAUUUAAGAGCAUGCAAACCAAGGUUUAUAUAGAUAUGCAGAUGUGAGUUUUAUUUCAAAUCCAGUUGUUUCAUAAUCUGUUUUUAAUUGUACUCAUAAACAUCUUCUUGUAGAAUAAGAGUAGAAACGUUGAGCUAAAAUUGUAACUUUCAUUAUUGCACAAGAUGUCUUUCAAUUUUGCUUUUCCUGUUUUGAUCCCAUUUAUUGAAAUAUGUUCUAUGUAGUUUCAAUGUAGCCUACAUUCCUGAGUCUGAGGAUGGCACUGCAAAUAGUCAUUCCCCCUGUUGAUCUCAUGGGUUUGACAUUGGAGAAUAGAUGGGCCGUCACCUUUAAAUGGAGAUUGAAACUUCCAUCAGCUGUGUGUGUCACAGAGCAAGGUGGAGCAUAGCUGCAGAGGUGGACCAGCAAUACUCCGGUCCUCCCACUGACGUAUUUUGGGCAGCCAUGUGUAUACAAUUGUAACCAGCUCCUCCUGCUUCUAGUCUUGUCCUGCUGCUAACCAUUUUUACAGCCAUUAUAGUGGUAAGGCAUCUCAGUGCUCAUUUUCCCAUUUGGAAAUGGGUUCAUAGUCUACCUCUUGGGCAAUUGAUGGUUUUAAUUUCAUGUCUUGUAAAGAUCUGAGAAAUGGAAAGUGCUCUAUGAAGGCUAAGGGUAAUUAUAUACUUUCAUGUCAUUUGUCAUCACACUGCCUCCUGCCCUCUAUUUUUCCUUCACAUAUUUGUUUCUUUAGAAUAUUAAAAAUUAAAACAGUGGAGUUAGUAUGUGAUUUUGAACUGUUUCCAUGUAGGAAAAUGAUGUUUUCUGAAUUGAAACUGAAAUCCUUUCCAAUUUCUUAAGACUAUCUCUUUUUCAAAGAUUUGAAAGUAAACUCAGGGGGAUAUAUUUAGUAUGAUGUCAGAGAGAAAAAGUAUAUAAUAGGAUGACAUAAGAUGAAGUCUAUCCUUUUCUUAUAAUUAUCCCUGUAACAUUGAAGAAUGUUCUAUGCCUUUCUGAAACAUAUUAUUCAGAAAAGAGGAUCAUUAUUUUAGUUCAUUAAAAAAAUAUAAGCAUGUAUAGGAGAAGCAUUUGUUUUUAGGUUUUAAAUGUAGUCUCAUCAUGUUAGGGUAAAAUCUAUAGUUGAAAGAAUAUUCAUUAUAGAUUUUUGAUAGAGGGGAGGAAUUAAUUAUGUUGCUAUAAAGACUGUCUGCAAAUAAAAAUAUUUAAAUUUAAUAUAUUCAAGUUUAUGUUAAAAAGUUACUGGAUGUUAUCUGAAGAUGUGAAAUGUGUGGCUAAGUAAAAAUAUAUGUGUGGCAUAUA
Molecule: messenger RNA, 6395 nt
Organism: Bubalus bubalis (water buffalo)
Lineage: Eukaryota; Metazoa; Chordata; Mammalia; Artiodactyla; Bovidae
Gene: CCDC141
Product: coiled-coil domain containing 141
Exons: 24
Coding region: 216-4802 (1528 amino acids)
Molecular function (GO): protein binding
Source: RefSeq, a predicted model, not a curated record